This is a messenger RNA of Cercopithifilaria johnstoni, 1050 nucleotides long. The record is from the annotation of a GenBank genome assembly. Lineage: Eukaryota; Metazoa; Nematoda; Chromadorea; Rhabditida; Onchocercidae.
AUGAAUGCCUUCCGAGAUGGUUGGUUCACAGAGGUAGCACCCGAAUCGAUAGAAAAUGAUGAUCCAAAAAUGAAAUUAGUGGCAGAUAAAGAUGAUAACUUGAUCGAUAACCGAAUUUGGUCGGGGCAAGCAUUCUCAUUGAAAGUUGAUGAAGUGCUCGCUCACGAAAAAAGCAAAUAUCAGGAUGUUUUCAUUUUCAGAAGCAGGACACAUGGCAACGUGUUAGCCCUUGAUGGCGUAAUUCAAUGUACAGAGUACGACGAAUUCGCCUAUCAAGAAAUGAUUACUCAUUUGGCAAUGUUUUCUCAUCCACUACCUCAAAAAGUACUAGUUAUCGGUGGUGGUGAUGGUGCUGUUUUGAGAGAGGUACUGAAACAUGAAUGUGUAGAAUCAGUAACAAUGUGUGAAAUUGAUGAAACAGUAAUCAAUCUUUCGAAGAAAUUCCUCCCGCAAAUGUCUGUCGCAUUUAGUAGUCCGAAAUUAAAACUUGUUAUCCAGGACGGGUUUGAUUUCCUGAAGGAACACAAAGGAGAAUUUGAUGUGGUCAUAACCGAUUCAUCUGAUCCGAUUGGGCCAGCGAAGAAGCUUUUCAGUGAAACUUAUUAUGGUUUAAUCAAAGAAGCGCUGACAGAAAAAGGAGUGCUCUCUUCUCAAGGCGAAUGUCCAUGGCUUGACAUAAAGUUUAUUAGGGAUCUCAUUAGACGUGCAUCGGUUUUGUAUCCUCGUGUAGCUUAUGCAGUUGGGUCUGUACCCACAUAUCCCACUGGACAAAUGGGUUAUCUGUUGUGCAGCAAAGAUGAGAAGCAGGAUAUUACGAUACCACUGAAAAUUUUAUCAGAAUCUGAAAUCAAACGCAUGAAUCUGAAGUACUAUAAUUCUGAUGUACAUCGUUCGGCUUUCAUAUUACCGCAGUUCGCAAAAGAGGGUGUACCUUGCAUUGUUGUACGAGUGGUAUUAAACAAAAUGACCUUUUGGAAUGAGUGUCAUGAUAAAUUGUCUGCGAUGAUGCAUUUUAUGAUGUUGCGAAUGCCAAAAGCAGUUGGUAGAUGA